This is a messenger RNA of Onychostoma macrolepis, 5948 nucleotides long. RefSeq names its product phosphatidylinositol-4-phosphate 5-kinase, type I, alpha, b (gene pip5k1ab). Gene Ontology annotation, biological process: phosphatidylinositol metabolic process. Gene Ontology annotation, molecular function: phosphatidylinositol kinase activity. Lineage: Eukaryota; Metazoa; Chordata; Actinopteri; Cypriniformes; Cyprinidae. The record is from RefSeq and is a predicted model, not a curated record.
GACUGUCGUCAGUAUCUACACAUAAAGCGCGGAUAUCAUAUGAUCUAAUUUGGAUUAUAAAUUAUCAUUUGGAUAAAUUAGAUGUUCGUAUAAAAUAUCUAAUAAUAGAUUGUGUAGAUAUUUGCUAGAAACGCUUUUUGUAGUAUUUGUUAAGUCAGUGACAGUAAAGGGUGCCAGAGAGUCAGACCGAGCGGAACCGGACACUAGUCUGUCUGUCUGGUUCCGGUCAGGGAUCGGGUCCAGACAGUAAACCCGAAUCAAAAUGGCGUCCGCCGGUCCACCCGACACGGGCUUAUCCGCCCCUCCAGAUCUAAGGACUCCAUUUUGGAGGCUGUUGGCCUCUCGGAGAGGGUCCAGCGGAGUUCGAAAGAUGACCAUGACGGAGGGGCCGGGAUCAUCUCAGAGUAUGAAGAAGACUAUCGGUCACCGAGGAGUUGACCCCACAGGAGAAACAACUUACAAAAAGACGACCUCAUCCGCCCUCAAAGGUGCCAUCCAGCUGGGUAUCACACACACUGUGGGCAGCCUCAGUCAGAAAGCAGAGAGAGAUGUUCUCAUGCAGGACUUCUAUGUAGUGGAGAGCAUCUUCUUCCCCAGUGAAGGAAGUAAUUUGACCCCAGCGCAUCACCACGGUGACUUCAGGUUUAAGACCUACGCCCCCAUCGCCUGAUAUUUCAGAGAACUCUUUGGCAUUCGACCUGACGAUUAUCUGUACUCUCUGUGUAAUGAUCCUUUGAUCGAAUUGUCCAACCCUGGAGCGAGUGGAUCGAUAUUUUAUGUGACAAGCGAUGAUGAGUUCAUUAUUAAAACAGUGCAGCACAAAGAGGCAGAGUUCCUGCAGAAGCUACUGCCUGGGUACUUCAUGAAUCUGAAUCAGAACAAGAGAACGCUGCUCCCAAAGUUUUACGGCUUGUAUUGCGUGCAGUCGGGUGGAAAGAACAUCCGUAUCGUUGUAAUGAAUAACCUGUUGCCCCGCAGUGUGCCUAUGCACCUCAAAUACGACCUGAAGGGCUCCACGUACAAGCGGCGUGCCUCUCCUAAAGAGAGAGAGAAGAAGGUCCCCACUUGCAAAGAUCUGGAUUUCAUCCAGGAUAUGCCCGAGGGCAUCCAGCUAGAACCAGACAACUACAACGCCCUCUCCAAAACCAUCCAGCGGGACUGCCUGCUGCUGCAGAGCUUUAAGAUUAUGGACUACAGUCUGUUGGUGGGGAUCCAUAACGCAGAUCAGGCAUCCCGUGUGCGAGCAGGGGUAGUAGAGUGCGGGGGGUCCGAGGGGGCCGUGACGCCAGACCACAGGAGGCCACAGGCUCAGAAAGCUCUCUACAGCACCGCUAUGGAGUCCAUACAGGGAGAGGCCAAAGGAAAAGGAACCCUGGAAACAGAAGACCAAUGGGGAGGUAUCCCUGCACGCAACAGUAAAGGAGAGAGAAUACUGAUUUAUAUUGGGAUCAUCGACAUAUUACAGUCAUACAGAUUUAUUAAAAAAAUAGAGCAUUCUUGGAAGGCCUUGGUUCAUGAUGGGGACACGGUCUCUGUACAUCGGCCUGGAUUCUAUGCUGAGCGAUUCCAGCGUUUCAUGUGCAACACAGUUUUUAAGAAAGCACUAAAAUCGUCUCCCUCUAAGAAGAGUCGAAGUGGCUGUUCGAGUGUUGUGAGACGGCUUCCAAUGGGAAGCUCUGCUUCUGCUCCCGGUGGACAGACAGUCGCUGACGCCAGACUGGUGUACCGUACUCACCUCAACCAGACUGAUACAGAAGGAGAGAGUGGCAUGCAGCCGGGCAGACCGGACCUGCUUCCACAAACUGAUCCUUUGGCUGGAAGCUCCGGUGAGUUUGCCGCAACAAAUUUGCCCAACUCCUCACCUGGCAGCAGAAUGACGUCAUCUUCACCUCCUCAAAGGUCAGUAGGGGUGGAGGUGCACAAAUCUGCAGUCGUUGAGCCUGACAACAGCGCCCCUCACAGCACUGGAGCCGAAUGCUUAGAUGAGCAGUUAAGUAACGAAGAUGCUGUUUCUCUCAAAGACAUCAUCCCAGAAACUGACAUUUGUUUUUAAGAGCAGAGCGACGACUGAUGACACUAGAGCUGAGAAGAGAUGGACACGGGACCUCAAAAGAGAUGAAGGGCGCUUCUGAGCGCUGGUAUGAUGGGGAUUUUCUCUCAAUGGGAGCUUCAGAAAGAACUUCAGGUCUUCAGCACAAUGAAAUAUGUUUUAAACGUGAGUGAGAGAGAGACAGAGAGAAUGAAGGAAAGCCACCGAGCGAGUUUUAGUGGCUUUUUCUCUUUCUCUUGCACAGGAAAUGCUGCUAAAAACCAAUUUCAACAACAAAAUUAUUAGAAAAGUGAUGUUAGUAUCUCAGUCACACACUUUACUGCCUUUGUUCGCUCUUAAACAUUUAAAACAGAGCAAGCAGGAUGCACAAACUCUUUAGUUUUCCCUUCCUAGCUAGUGCUGGGAGGAAAAAACACGUUACACAGUUGGCACCACUUUAUAGUGUCGUUGGAGGCUAUGUUGCAUAAAUCUUUAUUAGCAUAGAUCUUUAUUUAUAUAGGCCUUUAAACCGUUUGAUUCUCUCUGAACUGGCGUGACUCGGAAUAAUGGCUGCUAGCGCUCCAGUACACUUAUCUCAGAAGGCAUUAUUCUGUGUCGGAGUGUGUGUCAGAGAUAAGCAGACAACUUAUAUUUCUCAGUGGCUUCUGUAUAUACAUAUAUGAAGGUUAAUUUUUUUAUGACUUUUUUUUUUUUUUGAGUAAAUCUGAUGAGAGCAUCUCAUUGGUGAGUUUUCCAGCUCUUUCUGUGUUUAAGACAGCAUGCGCCCUAAGAGCAACAAAAAUAUGGGGUGGGGGUGAAAUGACCAAAAAUGAUUCCCACUUUGUAAAAAGUAAAUGCAUUUGAAUGUUACAGAUAAAAUAGCUUUGUAUAUUCAAAAUAUCCCGUAUUUCAUGGUUAGUUGCUUUACAGUUGCCUUCUUUGAGGUGCCACUAAGUAGAUUCAGAUUUUUCUCUUAUUUAAUUCAGAUGCUUGGUUUGCCUUUGAAUCUCUAUGCAUCUGUCUUUUGCAUUUUAUUUUUUCCUCCACUGCCCAUUCUCCUCCAUACUGGACCAAUCAACUGUCAAGGCUGAGAAAUGGACGGACCUGCUUGCAUGCCAUAUUCUCUCUUUUCAAUGCACAUAUUGCUGCCAUGCCAAGGGCCCCCUAAUAAUUGUGUACUGUUUAUGUGUAUAUAGUUCUGUAAAUAUUCAUUCUGUGUUCCUGUACGUUUUAAAACGCUACUAAUGUGCUCUUCUGACACAGCAGCUGUUGUCUUUUCACUAACAUAUUAACGAGCAGUCUGAAUGAUUGAUGUUCCAUAACGUCUUCCAGUCAUCUGCCUUAAUGCAGCUAUUGAAGGCAACGCGUUGGUAUAAAAACACUCAUUUCUGCUGGAUACAGAAUGGCCUCCAAUCACUUGGACCAACAUCGAAAUGCUCAUGAAAAAUCAUUUCAGAUCUACCUGCUACAGAUGAAUUUGUCACACUAUGCAUGUUUACCGGCCCUUUCAUAAAACCUAAGCAUUUUCUAGCAUUAUACACAAUGUAGUGUGUAGACAAGACUUAAGCUGAAUUUGAAUUUAAGAAAUGUAAGCUGAAUUUAUAUUCUUCUAACUGUUUGUACUGUCGAUAGAUGCAAAAUUUCCAACUGACAGGACUUAAAAUCCUUUUUAACCGCGUAAAUGUUCUUUGGUACAUUUGUACUUUUAGACUCACCCUGAGAUUAAAUAAUCUAAGUGGAAAAAGAAAGAAAGAAAUAGACACUAAGGGGCUAUACCAGGGCACAUGUGAACACUUUAGUUUAUAGAGGAGCUGGAAAGAAAACCGAAGAGCCUUAGCUCAAUAAAAGCUCUCGAUGAAGCUGCCUUUCUUUUAUCGCUUCCAUUUGGCUCAUAAUGUUUAACAGAGGAAAUGGGCUUUAAUGGAUCUAUCGUUAAGACAGGCAUUACUUACAGUUUCUCUUUGGCUGUUACUCAAACAAUAGUCUGAGCUGAAGUCAGGCUUGGAUACCUGAGUUGCACACAGAUCUGAGAUUGAUAUCGCAGUCUUGAAGUAUUUAGAGGAAGGGCUGACUGUAGUCUUGAACAGUGUUGUAUUGUGUUAAGAGCAGUCGGUGAACCGCAGCUCUUAAAAUCGUGCAGGUUUGGGACCGAAGUGAUCUUUUGCAGAGGAUUUGCUUUUGCAGACCUGAAGAAAAUGCAGAUAGAAUAUGCAAAGGAAGUACUCUGACAGUCUUUCACAAGACUGCAUUGAAGAACUUUUCUAUACAGCUUCACAGUGGAUGCCGUAUUUAUGCAUAUUCAAGAUGUUUUGAUAUUUUUACAUGUUUGGAAAAAAUGUGUACCUGUGGACAGAAGUUAUAGGGUUUGGGUUAGUGGGUAUUUUUAAGUUUCAUUUUGUUUUUUGCAUUUGAAGCAUUUCAGCGACCUUUUUCAAGUCUUUGUCAGAUGUUACACGUUUAAUCAUGUUACAGAACAUUUUGAUAAUGCACCUUAAUGCUGCACAAAACUGAAUGAUCUACCCCACAACAUGCUAAAAUCACUAAAAACUAGAUCUAAACUUAGUUUGUAAUUUGAAAGUGGCACUGAUUUUGAAAUCAAAUAUAUGCAAUUUGCUAUUUUACAGGCAUAUUUUCUUUUUUGUGUCACAAUGCCUUGAUUUACAUUUUUACAUUUUAUAAUCAAAUUUUUAUCCCCUCUCUGUUCAAAGUUACUGGGUCUAUAAUGAUGUUACUUUUAUAAAACCUUGCAAACAAUGUUCGUAUUCAUUUCACUUUCCAACGUGGUGCUUUUAUUUGCUCUGUGUAAUGCCUGAUUGGAGGUUCUAAAAUCCAUAACUCAGAAACUGAUCUUUGAUCAGCUCUCAGUGGCUUAAUUUCACAGUUGGCCUGUGGGGUAGUUUUCUGGAAGCUCAAGCUUUGAAGUUUAUAUGGUUUUUUUAUUAUUAUUAUUUACUCUUCACAAUUUAGGCCUCACUCUCAUUUCUGCUUCUCUGUGGGGUUUUUUAUUAUUUAUUAAUCUGUUUAUGGUUACAAGACACAACAAUCACUGCCUUUCAUUGACCAACACUCAGUACUGAUUAAUUAAUGUGUUGUUAUGUGUAGAAUGAUGUUCCGCUCCUCUAAAUCACACUAAAAAAUCUUAACAUCUUGACUUUAACUUCCCAAAAAUGUAAUGAAGAUGAAAGUAAAACUGAGAAUGCAAUGUGAUCAGUCAAACAAAGACAGCUAUUUUUCAUAUGCUUUGUCCAGUGUUUGUAUUAAUACAGUGAAACAGAUAUUUGCACAACAGACACAUCAGUCGUGCACAGUGCACACCGGAUUAAAUGCUGGCAACUUGGACACUAAACAAGACAACCAACCUACUGCAAUAUGAACGUUUCUGCCAAUGUAUUUCAGUGAUUGUAUUUAUUAAGAAAUGUCUUGUUUCUCUUCUCUUCUUUUUUUUUACUUUGUGGACCUGUAUGGAUUUUGAAUUCUCUAUGUACCGUAGAUGAUUGUAUGUAUUAUGUAAUCUGGCAGAAAGCAGUUUCUGUGAUCUAAGUAGUAUGUAUUUUAUUUCGGGUCGGAGGGAAGUUGUCGACAAUAUAAAGCAUUUUUGUAUUUUAUGUGUUUAGGGUAUGUCCAUGGUUAAUAUUCCUAUUCAUUAUAAAUCUGUGAAAGCUCUUCCUCAGCUUUUCUACAUGUGAAUGUGUGGCGGUGUCAGAAAUAAUGACUGACAACCGUAAGUGCUUUGAGGUCUAUAUUUUUACCGGGCCUGUAUAAAACGUGUAUAUAAUGUGUAAAUAAGCAAGUCACGGAAAUGCCUUUUUCUUGUGCGGUGUUUGCAGCCUGUUUCUCCUACCAUCUUUCAGUGAUGUGGUGAUGCUGUUUUUUCACAUUGUCUUUCUGAUUUAAAAAGAAUAAAAUAUUUUCCAAACCA